Sitodiplosis mosellana (orange wheat blossom midge) is the source of this 4678-nucleotide messenger RNA. RefSeq lists its product as uncharacterized. The transcript is spliced from 11 exons. The record is from RefSeq and is a predicted model, not a curated record. NCBI's taxonomy places the organism in Eukaryota, Metazoa, Arthropoda, Insecta, Diptera, Cecidomyiidae. The coding region runs from base 1001 to 3754 and encodes 917 amino acids.
GGCAGAAAUAGUUCGUGUGUGCAGGAAGAGGUACGAUCGCCUCGUAUGUGCCGUAACACUGUCAGUUACGAUUUUUCAAUCGAACGAAACAGGACGGAUUUAGGGAAUACGACGCACAUUCGGUGCUUGUGUAUUGUUUAGUGCCUCUUUCUAUCUGGUUCAGUUAUUGCGAGCUCAUCGUACAUACGAUAAAUUGAACGAUUUUUUUUUCGAAAUCGCGUUGAUAGACGAAAAAUGGGUGAUUUGUUUAUUCCAAUUAAUGACAAUUAAAUUCACUCGUUUCUGAAUAAUUUUGCCUUAUUUUCUUCAAUAGUUUUUAAAUUCGAACCAUUUUUCUUCGUCGUCGUUCAUCGUCAUCAUCAUUAAUUGCAAAGUGCUUAUUUUUUACAUACAUUCGGUGUUUGAUACAGUACAGAGUGACAAUUUCGCAAAAUUGCCCAACGUGAAACACAAUCUGAGACAUAAUAGCCGUUUGGCUGGAUUAAAUAAUAUUUAUAGAAUUCAUGCACCGAAUCAAAUAUUCAUGACAUUGAAAUUUUCUUCUUGCCCCGCGAUUAGUGCGACAAAAUUCAAUUUGAAUUGACAAAAAAAACUCUGGUGUGAAUAAAAAAAAGAAGUCGAAAACUCUGUGAUUUUCUGUGGUGCAAUUUUCACAAGAGAUGAUAUUCAGCGAAUGAAUUGUUGAUUGAACGAAAUUAGAUAUUUGAAAUUGUGUGUGUGAGUGUGUUGGCGAGCAAAACUGAAAAAUCAAAAUUCGUAGAUUUCUUCAAAAAUAUAAAUUUGUAGUGGAAUUAUGCACAAAAUUGCGAAAAUGAUAUGUUGUUCAGUGGGUCUAGAAGAGCCAAUUUGCUUGGAUCGAUUAUCGACAUCAAUUUUCCAUGUAAACAAUAUACAGUGAAUCUUUGAAGUGUUUUUUUUUGUGAAGGAAGAAGAAACAGAGUGUGUGUGAACUCUAUAAAAAGCAUCGCGUAUCAAAGGAACAUCACAUAAUAUAUCAAUAAUGGAUGUAGAUAAAAGGAAACUCGGAACGUGUAUCGUUCGUCAGUGUUUGUUGGUCGUUUUGAUCUCGUCGUUCGGUGCUAGCGUAAAAUUUGGCUUAAUUUCACCAAUAGAGGUAGUCGAGGAGUGGGGAUGCCAGGACACGGAAAUUCGAUUGACAUGCAGUAAUUUAGAUUCAACAAUCGCCAUACUUGAGGCCACAUUCAAACCAAAUUGCUCGUUGAGUGGACGCAAUUCAUCCAGUAGGAAUGCAACCGAUGAGAAUUGUGUUCAAUUCGAUUUGAAAAGACUAACACCGAAGCCAGUCCCACGCCUCGAUGAAACGGUUGCCGCACGACGACUUUUGGAAGUAUUACGUCGCAGCCAUAAAAAAGAGGAUGAUCGAACCGAACCGACGGUACAAACGGUGAAAACAGCAUCAUUUGAUUUUGGUCUAAAGCCAAAAGAUGAUGUCAACGAUUUAAAGCGAAAACGAUUGACUUUGAGAGCCUCAUUGGAAUCGCUACUUGUUGAAUAUUUACGCGGUUUUGCCCCGAACGAUGAUGACGGCUUUGCUGACGAUCGGUCGCGCGUUAAACGUAGUGCCGCUGCAACCGGGUUGCAAAACAAUGACGAUCAAAAUAGAAAUGAAAACAGUGACGCAGAAAAUGUAAACAGUUCAAAUGUGCGUGAAGACGAAAAUCGUGUACGAAAUAAUUACAGUGAUAAAAAUACAAAUGAAUUUGAUGUGGUGGCAGACGACCGAGCCAACCGAACGACGAAUGCAUCGAGAAGUUUUUGCCCCGAACGCAGACAACGUAUCACACAACUGGAUCGAAAUGAACUGACAAAAGCCAUUCAGAACAUUUCCGAGCAUGAACACAACAUUCGCAGUUUGCUAAAUUACAGAUGUUCCGGUAAAAACCACUGCAGCUUUGUGUUCAAUGAGGAUCAUCCAUUUUCGGUGCUGUGGCCAUACGGAAUCGUACACAUCAAAUACAUUUGCAUGGAACGCUAUCGCUUAAAUAAAUUCUGCGGUGAACAUUUGGUUGUAGUGAACGAAGUGCCGGAGCUCGAGCCAGAGGAGCCUGACGACAUGCCGCAACAACGUUCGUUACCCAAUGAGAAUGACGUUGAACGUGUACCGAGUGGAUUGCGCGAGGAGAAUCGCGAUGGACCCAUAGCCGAAGCUCUGAUUCAAAACGAACAAAUGUUUCAUCAUCUCAAAAUACUGAAGCCAUCACCAUCCGAAAUAGAAAACGAACGACGCAAAUCAGCAUUGGUCACUGAAAAAAUCGAUAAACCACGGAAAGGAGUCUACUCACAGGAUUUCCGUGUGAUGAAAGUGCUGCCAGCACAUUUGGAUGAUUUUAAUGACAUCGAAAAAAUUGCUGACGAAUUUUAUUUCAAAAAAGAAGAAGAAGAAGUGGAGAACGAGGAUAUCAUAAAUAGUGAGAAUUCGAUGCAUACAAAAACGACAACGACGACGGUUGGAUCAACGGAACCCACAGUUUAUACGAGUCACAUCAAUCCCAUCGAGCAUGCCGAUAACACAAAAAGUAUCAUCGAAAAUACGGUGUUCGAUAGCAGCAAUAAUGGGUUACGUGAUGUUCGAUCGACACUCGGCUACGAUGAAAUGCACAAUCAUAAGCACCUCUCAUCGCUUGUGCCCACAAUGCAAACAUCAGAAACGGCAGCAACGCACACACAACAACAAACCACCGUUAAUUUAUGGAAUAAUGAAUUACUUCCACCCAAUGUGAAUAUUUUCGAAACAGUACCCAUCGACAGCGGCAGCAAUGAUAUUUUUGCACCCAACGAAAACCAAACAAAUGGUCAAUCGAAUGCAAAAAUACGCAUCGAAAAUGAAUUCACUGUGAUAAACACAAACCGAGCAGACGUCGGAGAGAAGGAGAGCAUUGAGGAGAGUGAGGAAGAUUACGAUGCAAGCUACGAGGAUGAUGUGGUUGAAGUGACAGGACCAAAAGUUUGGCGCAAAAAUAAUCACCGAGCACACACAAGCUAUCAGAAAACGGCCAUUAGACAACCACUGUUGCAACAAGGAUUCAUCGCAUCGCCCGGUUAUCCAAAGUAUUAUGUAGGUAAUUCGAAUUGCAGCUGGCGAAUUACCGUUACAAGUGGCCAACGCAUUCGUCUUGUGUUGCUGGACGUUAAUUUGAGAUACGACCCUGUAUGCAAAGACUACCUUCAAAUUGUCGACGUUGAGAAUAGAAUAAUGCUGUAUAAAAACUGUACGGAAAUUGUAAAACCACUGGAAAUAUUGAGUGAAUCAAACGAACUGCAGAUUGCCAUCCGAACCACUUCAGCAUUGGCCUAUCCAAAGCGUGGAAUAUUAAUUUAUUAUACAGCACAUGGAUGCAUUCUUCCAACUGCACCGAACAACGGUCGAUUGGUGUCGAAAACCGAUGAUUCGGUGAAAUUUCUAUGUGAUCCAUCCUAUAUAUUCCCUGACACGUUUCAGAGCAGUCGCACAUUGUACUGCACCGAUCGAAAUACAUGGCAUGAUAGUCUACCAAAUUGUGUCGAGCACGCAUCAGUGAAAGUCAAGAAAGACGAUCCAUAUGUCACACAAUUAUGGAAACAAAGUAGACCGGGAGCAAAACCCGACCAGGCCGAUCCACUUUUCGAUAUUUUAAUUCCACUUUUAAUCAUGGUCGGACUCUUCGUUGGCAAUGCACUCAUUUUGUUGGUCAUAUGGCGAUAUAGAAAGAAGAGAAAAAAUCAGCAAGAAGAAGAAGGACUCGCCAGACUAUAAUUGUUCAGAGUAGAAAAAAAGUGUUAAUAUUUGCUGAAAAGAAAAUAUCUGUAUAUAUACAUACGAGGUGAUAUAAAGUAAUUGCAACAUUAUGACACGCAUCACAUGAGCAAUUCGGCUUUGGCUUUUAACAAUGUUUAUCAGUUGAUAUAGAGCAACAAAAUGUAUUGUUAUCUGGCUUUUUGACUCAGGACAAUUGUUAGCGGCGAAUAGAUUAUUUUUUAUCUUCCGACGCGUAAAUGGGAUUAUAAUGCCCAAAAAAAUAACAACAACAGCGAAAAAAAAACAAAAUGAUUGAGUCGUAUCUUUAAAAACAGCUUCGAAAUUGCACGUGAAAUUAUAAUGUUAUGCCAAAGAAAAAUGUUGCAUGUAUCCAUUGAUGUCCAAGGCAGCAGAACCAAAAUAGAUGUAAAAAAAAUUGAAAAAUGUUCUAGUGUAAAUAAUUUCAUGUCACUUUAUUAGACAAUAUGUGUCGGUUAAAGCAAUUCUUAUAUUUAGCAACUCUGUUUAGCACUUUAGUUUAAUUUUAUUUCAACCUGAUUGAUUCUUUUUAUUAACCAAAGGAUGUGGCACUGCCAUAGCCCCGUAGCUUAAAUAAUAAUUUAUUUCCCAUCGACUCUGAUUUUGUUUGUUCUUAUUUGUAUUCGUAUUGAACUCGUCAGCAUUUAAUUUAGAUUUUAUUUUUUAGUAAAUUAUACUCAUUUAAUAUUUACUUUAAACAUAUUUUUGUACAAAAUAUAACAGUUAACCAAGUGCUUUGUCAUUUAUUCAUUUUGAGGUCAAUCAAUUUUAUUGCAUUUCAUUUUGAAUUGUACUGAUUUUAUUGAUAUAUUUACCAAAUUUUCGACAAAUAAAACCAUAUUUGAGUAAUGAUCAAUUAUAACAGAAAGAAAUUCAAUAAAAUACAACUAAAAUUUAAAUAAA